Molecule: messenger RNA, 773 nt
Organism: Corylus avellana
Lineage: Eukaryota; Viridiplantae; Streptophyta; Magnoliopsida; Fagales; Betulaceae
Source: RefSeq, a predicted model, not a curated record
GUGAAAAUAGCAAAGGCCAUGGGGCACCAUGUGACUGUCAUAAGCUCUUCGGAUAAGAAGAGAGAGGAGGCUUUGGAGCAUCUUGGGGCUGACGAUUACCUGGUCAGCUCCGAUUCCACUCGGAUGCAGGAAGUCGCUGACUCGCUCGACUAUAUCAUUGACACUGUGCCUGUUUUUCACCCUCUUGAGCCUUACCUUUCUUUGUUGAGGCUGGAUGGAAAGUUGAUCUUGAUGGGUGUCAUCAAUACUCCUCUGCAGUUUCUCACCCCCGUCGUUAUGCUUGGGAGAAAGACAAUCACAGGGAGCUUUGUAGGGAGCAUAAAGGAAACAGAGGAGAUGCUCGAGUUCUGCAAAGAGAAAGGCCUGAGUUCCAUGAUUGAGGUUGUGAAGAUGGAUUACGUUAACAAAGCCCUUGAAAGGUUGGAGAAGAAUGAUGUAAGAUACAGAUUCGUAGUGGAUGUUGCAGGAAGCAAUCUUGAUGAUGAGUGAAAACCAAAACACCCAUCACAACCCAUACCCUAUACUGUAAUUUCAGCUUCGUUUGAGUGAUGAGUUUCAAUGUGUUUUCUCCGGUGGAGUUUUCUGAAGGAUUGAAAGUGAUGUUUUGUGUUUCCAAUCUAAUUUCCCAAUGAUUAUGCGAUGUGAUGAAAUAUGGGGGUUAGUUUCCUUGUAGGUGUGUCAUCAAUUUCCUAUCACAUAUUAAUUUCUCUACAAAUACUAUUUAUCGUAAUACAAUUCAAUAUAAUAAACAUGUAACGCCAAUUCCUGUCUUC